AACUGUUCAAAUACCAAAAUUCCUUUCAAAAUACCAAUGCAAACUUUCAAUCUCAUGACGAUCAAUUUGAGAACCUUGACAUGAGCACUAGAAACGCAGACAUUGACCCCCGUAACGAAUUGGCUGAAGUUGUUGAGGCCAACACGAAAACGCCACUUCGGUGCCGGUUUCCUGAUUGCCCAGAGGACCGCGAAUUUUUCACGGAGUCUGCUCUACGGAAACAUGAGGGCAAACACAAUAAGCCUUACACCUGCAAUGUGCUAGGCUGCAAGCACCCUCGAUUUGGCGACAAGGGUGGCCUCGACAGGCACAGGCGCGAAGUUCACGGAGACAAGACGCAUUGCUGCCCCAUCCCCUCAUGCAGACGUCACAUCAAAGGCUUCCCUCGCAAAUACAAUCUAUUCAAGCACCAGAAACUUUGGCAUCCCGGUCAAUCACCAAACUCUGCUCUUGCCGUAAUUCGAACAUCUGAAGCACGCAUUAACCUUGAGGGCGAAGGUAUGGAGGAGGUGCAAGUUCAGGACGAGGAAGCGUCUUCACCGGAGAUGACGAUCACUAGCGACUUGACCGUUACUGGCAAUGGAAAGGUCCAGGAGAAGUUGAGGGAACUUUUGGCGCUCCGAGCAGAGAUUGAUUUAGACAUCGAAGCUCUGAAGAGGGCUAUGAAUAUCUUGGAGGGCUCGUCACUUUGAGACGCGUUUCUUUUUGUCCACAAUUCCAUCGUUGUGUCUUCGUUGCUCUACUGGGCACUCCCAAAGGGACGCAGUUAUGUUCGCGCUUUGGUUCGUGUUUGCAUUUAAUGGUGGCGU
Molecule: messenger RNA, 809 nt
Organism: Hyaloscypha bicolor E
Lineage: Eukaryota; Fungi; Ascomycota; Leotiomycetes; Helotiales; Hyaloscyphaceae
Exons: 3
Coding region: 81-692 (203 amino acids)
Biological process (GO): regulation of transcription by RNA polymerase II
Cellular component (GO): nucleus
Molecular function (GO): RNA polymerase II cis-regulatory region sequence-specific DNA binding; DNA-binding transcription factor activity, RNA polymerase II-specific
Source: RefSeq, a predicted model, not a curated record